UAAAAUUUGUACUUCAAAAAAAAAUAUAUUUUUAGAAAAAAUAAAUAAAUUUCCUGGUAUAUCAGUAAUUAAUAAUUAUGAGAUAAGAGAAGGCAUGUAGAGAGAGAAUGGGUCAUUGCUGAAAAAUAGGAUCACUGCGAUCUAUGUGCCUUGCAUCAAUGGAAUACUUAACUAGUCCUUGUAUAUAUAAAUAUUCUUCAUUUUGAUAGGCAUCAAAUGUUUUAACUUAGAAGCAUUCUCAUAAUUCAUCAUUGAAUUCACUCCAGAGUUGUAGAAAGACUAAACUAAAGGAGGAAAUGGUGUUGACAGAGUUAGUCUCUGCCACAGAUGAGUAUUUGCACUCCACUUUUGCCUCUAGAUAUGUUCGUGAUCCUGUUCCUAGGUUCAAGAUGCCAGAAAGAUCAAUGCCGAAGGAAGCUGCAUAUCAAAUGAUAAAUGAUGAGUUGAUGUUGGAUGGAAAUCCAAGGUUGAACUUGGCAUCCUUUGUGACAACUUGGAUGGAGCCAGAGUGUGAUAAGCUGAUCAUGGAAGCUGUCAACAAGAACUAUGUUGACGUGGAUGAAUACCCUGUUACAACUGAGCUCCAGAACCGCUGUGUAAGCAUGAUUGCUUACCUAUUCCAUGCUCCUGUUGGAGAGAACGAGAUGGCUGUUGGUGUGGGGACUGUGGGUUCCUCUGAGGCAAUCAUGCUGGCUGGACUGGCCUUCAAAAGAAAGUGGCAACAAAAAAGAAAAGCAGAGGGCAAACCAAUCGAUAAUCCCAACAUUGUCACUGGGGCCAACGUGCAGGUUUGUUGGGAGAAGUUUGCAAGAUACUUUGAAGUAGAGUUGAAGGAGGUGAAGCUUAGGGAAGGGUACUACAUUAUGGAUCCCGAGAAGGCAGUGGAGAUGGUGGAUGAGAAUACUAUCUGUGUUGCGGCCAUUCUGGGGUCAACCCUUACCAGAGAAUUCGAGGACGUAAAGCUGCUCAACGACCUGCUGACAAAGAAGAAUGAGGAGACUGGUUGGGGCACACCAAUUCAUGUUGAUGCUGCCAGUGGAGGGUUCAUUGCUCCUUUUCUUUACCCUGAUCUUGAGUGGGAUUUUCGCCUACCAUGGGUGAAAAGCAUCAAUGUGAGUGGACACAAAUAUGGACUUGUAUAUGCUGGUGUAGGUUGGAUCAUUUGGAGGACCAAAGAAGAUUUGCCUGAUGAGCUCGUGUUUCGCAUCAAUUAUCUUGGGUCUGAUCAGCCCACCUUCACCCUUAACUUCUCUAAAGGUUCUAGUACAAUAAUUGCUCAAUAUUAUCAAUUCAUACGGCUUGGAUUUGAAGGGUAUCAAAACAUCAUAUCCAAUUGCAUGGGAAAAGCGAGAAUACUGAGGGAAGGAAUAGAAAAAACAGGGCGCUUCAACAUUGUUUCCAAAGAAGUAGGAGUUCCCCUGGUGGCCUUUUCUCUCAAAGACAGCAGCAAACACACGGUGUUCGAGAUAUCCGAAAGCCUGAUACGGUUUGGAUGGAUCAUUCCAGCAUACACAAUGCCUGCGGAUGCUGAGCACAUUGCAGUCCUCCGAGCAGUGAUCAGGGAGGAUUUCAGCCGAGGCUUGGCGGAGAGACUCGUCACUCACAUCGAGCAAGUUCUCAAGGAAAUGGACAAUCUCCCGAGCCGUGUUGCCGCAAAGCUCGUGCAGGCUGCAACCACGGCCGAGGAUGUAUGCUCGGAGAACGUCACACGUUUGAAAAAGAGUGUUAGAGAAACUCAAGAAGAGGUCACCAGGUACUGGAGGCGGCUCGUGGAUCGCAAGAAAGCUGGAGUUUGUUGAGUCUUCACAUUGCAGAAUCUCUAAAUUUGUAUUGUUUUUACAUAUUUAAUGCGGAUUUUGCUGCAAUUUUUGGUGAAUUAGAAGGUAUAUUUUUUGAAUUUUUCAAUCACACAGUAGUUUAAUAAUUUGAUUGAAUGUGA
Molecule: messenger RNA, 1939 nt
Organism: Rubroshorea leprosula
Lineage: Eukaryota; Viridiplantae; Streptophyta; Magnoliopsida; Malvales; Dipterocarpaceae
Source: the annotation of a GenBank genome assembly